CCCGCUGGUGUUGGACCCCGGGUGGGUGGGGGCUCAGCCCCUCUGCGCCUGUGAGUCAGCACAGUCCCGGCGAUUGGUCCGCCCGCUCGCGCCCAGCCUCUGGGAGGAGCCAGGCGGAUCCUGGUCCUGCCCGUGCCCCACUGGCCGGAGAAGCGGCUCCAGGCUGGGCGGGCAUGGGGCCCGGAGCUGUGGGCGUCUGAGCCCUAGGAGUGGGAGCCGCCUGUUCCCUGUCCUUCCCGGGGCCCUACAGGUCCCUGGGCCAUGGCGGCCAGCUCGGGCUAAGGGCCUGGGGAUGCCCGCUGCCUGGCCCCCUUGCCCCCGACUGGCAGGGGGGCCGGGCCGGGCAGAGCCUCCCUUUCCAGCCAUGGAUCUCCUGCCCCCCAAGCCCAAGUACAAUCCACUUCGGAACGAGUCUCUGUCGUCUCUGGAGGAGGGCGCCUCGGGAUCCAGCCCACCGGAGGAGCUGCCGUCCCCCUCCACGUCCUCCCUGGGGCCCAUCCUGCCGCCUCCGCCGGGGGUCGAGAGUCCCACCACCCUGUGCUCCUUCUUCCCCCGGAUGAGCCACCUGAAGCUGGCCAGUCCUGCCGGGGGGCGCCUGGGCUCGAAGGGGGAUCCCGCACGGGCGUCGGAGGACGGGGAGGGGCCGGCGGGCGCAGCCCCCCGGGACUCAGGCCCCCUGCCCCUCCUCCAGGACAUGAACAAGCUGAGUGGCGGCGGCGGGCGCCGGACUCGGGUGGAAGGGGGCCAGCUGGGGGGCGAGGAGUGGACGCGGCACGGGAGCUUUGUCAAUAAGCCCACCCGGGGCUGGCUGCACCCCAACGACAAAGUCAUGGGACCCGGGGUUUCCUACUUGGUCCGGUACAUGGGCUGUGUGGAGGUCCUGCAGUCAAUGCGUGCCCUGGAUUUCAACACACGAACCCAGGUCACCAGGGAGGCCAUCAGUCUGGUGUGUGAGGCAGUGCCGGGUGCCAAGGGGGCAACAAGGAGGAGAAAGCCAUGUAGCCGCCCGCUCAGCUCUAUCCUGGGCAGGAGUAACCUCAAGUUCGCUGGGAUGCCCAUCACACUCACCGUUUCCACCAGCAGCCUCAACCUCAUGGCCGCAGACUGCAAGCAGAUCAUUGCCAAUCACCACAUGCAGUCUAUCUCAUUUGCGUCUGGUGGGGACCCGGACACAGCUGAGUAUGUCGCCUACGUUGCCAAAGACCCAGUGAAUCAGAGAGCCUGCCACAUCCUGGAGUGUUCCGAAGGGCUUGCUCAGGACGUCAUCAGCACCAUUGGCCAGGCCUUUGAGCUGCGCUUCAAACAAUACCUCAGGAACCCGCCCAAGCUGGUUACCCCCCACGACAGGAUGGCUGGCUUUGAUGGUUCAGCUUGGGAUGAGGAGGAGGAAGAGCCUCCUGAUCAUCAGUACUACAACGACUUUCCGGGAAAGGAGCCUCCUCUUGGGGGGGUGGUAGAUAUGAGACUCCGAGAUGGGGCACCCCCAGGGAUGGCUCGGCCUACCCCGCCCAGUACUCAACCUCCCAGCCACUUGGGUGCAACGCUGCCAGUGGGGCAACCAGUUGGGGGAGACCUGGAAGUCCGCAAACAGAUGCCACCUCCACCACCUUGCCCAGGCCGAGAGCUCUUCGACGACCCUUCCUACGUCAAUGUCCAAAACCUGGACAAGGCCCGGCAAGCAGGGGGUGGGGCUGGGCCCCCCACUCCUGUUGUCAAUGGCAGCACACCCCGAGACCUCUUUGACAUGAAGCCCUUUGAAGAUGCCUUGCGGGGCCCCCAAGCAGCCCCAGCAGUGGCGAUGGUAGCAGCAGCAGCCAUGGCUGAGCAACUCCGAGGAGAACCCUGGUUCCAUGGGAAGCUGAGCCGGCGGGAAGCUGAGGCCCUGUUGCAGCUCAACGGGGACUUCCUGGUGCGUGAAAGCACGACCACAGCGGGCCAGUACGUGCUCACAGGCUUGCAGAAUGGGCAGCCCAAGCACCUGCUCCUGGUGGAUCCUGAGGGCGUGGUUCGGACUAAGGAUCACCGUUUUGAGAGUGUCAGUCACUUGAUCAGCUACCACAUGGACAACCACUUGCCCAUCAUCUCUGCAGGCAGUGAACUGUGUCUUCAGCAGCCUGUGGAGCGGAAACUGUGACCUCAUGUACAAGAUGCCCUGCAGCUCUUCCAGCCACUCUUGGCCUCUUGAGCUCCUUGGGGAAUGCUCUGUGGGAUGGGCCUUAUGGAGGAGAUGGGAGAGCAGGAACUCUGGGUUCAGCCUUCCCUGAGUGAGAGGGUUUGAGUCAGGAGCCUGGGGUAGAAGACCCACUUCUCCCCAAACUUCACCAAAGUAUUAAUGUACAGAGUGGCCCCCUUGCCUGUGCCAAUCUGAUCGAUCACCCCUUUUCCCUAAAAGGUGGGCGCGUGAGACCAGGGCAUUGUGCCACCUGGAACUGGGACAAGUUUGCAGUGAAAGGUCCGGUGGAACAGUGUCUCUUCCAGGGAUGGGGAAAGGAAUCACACCUCUCCAUCCUGGGCUCAGGGUACCCCAGACCUCUCUCAGCAACCUCCCACCCUGUGUCGUUCUACUUUGUGCCUUUGACCAUCUCCGAGGUCUGAAGAUACUUUAUGCAAAGAGGUCAAGGACAGGGGUGAUGAAACCUUGGCUUCAGGGUCCCUGUCCUCUCCUUGCUCAUCAUCCUCUCCAGUUUAGGUUGGGAGGGCAGACCGGAGUGGCCGCUGUCCUCUCUCCCAGGGGACAUACAACCCUUAGUGAUUGCCUCAGAGCCCACCUCCCACUCCGGGGAGAUGGACCCCCUCAGUGCCUCCUGGCAGAGGCUCCAGCCCAAGAACUCUGUCUGUGGGCCUGUGAGCCCUCCCCUAUGUGUUGCAUGCAUGUAUUUUCUGCAGCCAAAGUGUAGCCAUUCCUCUCCGACCUGUCCACCUUCCCCUUGCUGGAGGUGGACGGGGAGGGGAGACUUACUUAGGGCCUCCUGAACUCUUCUCCCUGGUGGAUUUUAGGAGAUGGGAAAGGGUCUCCAGAGUAAAGCAGUAGACAAUCCCUCAGUACCAUCUGUAGGUAGAUUCAGAACUGUUUUUUUUUUUUUUUUAUGUGCGUAUAUUUUGUAAUUGUAGUUCUUUUCUAAUUUGUUUUCCAUGGCUUAUUCUUGAGCACACACAAUGUCGAUGAUAUAUCAAUUGCAUUUAUACACCUCUUUGAUUUUUCCAAAAGCCCCUUCUAGUUAUUGAUUGAUCUUUUUUCUUACCCCAGCCUGUGGGUGAGAGGCCUAAGGUCCAGAUAGGCCGAUGAAGUAGACCAGGAGACCUGGGAUGGGGUGGCCCUCAGAAGGCCGGAUGGAGGCCAAGCUUUGGCUAGGUGAAUGUGGGUCUCCCACUCUAAAGAAACCCGAACCUCGGAAGGACAGUGAAGAAUAGCUCCCAGCAUGGCCCCACGGAAGACCGAGAAGGCUGGGAGUGGUGGUGGGGUGUGUGGGUGCACCUCCUGGCAAGCUUGCUUAGCCCUAGUGGACUAGGGGAGAGUGUCUGUGAAUGAUCUUGGUCCUCGACUGUCUUGGUCGUUGUCUUUUCACGGGUCUUAACGAUUACCAAAGGGAAUUGAGCUUCAUUAAAAUCCCUUAUUUCUUCUA
Messenger RNA from Suncus etruscus (white-toothed pygmy shrew), 3623 nucleotides. It is a transcript of the gene SHC1, whose product is annotated as SHC adaptor protein 1. Lineage: Eukaryota; Metazoa; Chordata; Mammalia; Eulipotyphla; Soricidae. The coding region runs from base 293 to 2134 and encodes 613 amino acids. The transcript has 12 exons. Gene Ontology annotation, biological process: intracellular signal transduction; cell surface receptor protein tyrosine kinase signaling pathway. Gene Ontology annotation, cellular component: plasma membrane. Gene Ontology annotation, molecular function: receptor tyrosine kinase binding. The record is from RefSeq and is a predicted model, not a curated record.